AUGGCUGAUCGUUUUGUCCAAAAGGACUUCCUCUGGCUGCUGUCCUUUAAGGGUGGCACAGACUGCGAGAGGGGUCAGCUCUUGGGCCAGGACCUAAUCAAGGACCUGGAGGAAUGCAAGGGCAUCCGACAAGAGCUUUGGACGCAUUCCAAAAGCAUGAAAACCGUCAAAAUGACCAAGGUAUUUCGAUCUUUCAUUGACGAGAUCAGUGAAAUGAGCAAGUCCAUCUCUGAAGAGCAGCGGGAGCUGCAAGAAAUCUGCCGAAAAAUGCGUUGGCCCUCUGGGACCACAAAGAUAGCAGAGAAUCUUGGCCACGCGAUCCUUGAGGAAGAUAUCUUGCCUCGAUUCCGGGAGUAUCUGCAAGACUCGCGCAGCCAGCCGAUUCAAAAGCAUCAAGUUAUUUGCAGCGACCGCUAUCUGCGGCUCCUAGAGAAGCUCAUGGCGGAGCGCCUGACCGGCGAGAGGCAACCCAAACUGAGCCGUCCAACCAAGGUUGAACUGCCGUCAAAUGGCUUCCUCAGCCCAGAAGAGAGGGCCAACAUCUUGAAGGAUCCUGGAUUAGGCUUGGCGCUGCCGACCUUGGAGGAGAAGCAGGCCAAUAAGAAGCAUAAGCGGGCCGAGGCGGAGAAAGUCAACAACAUGUUGUCGGACAUCCCGCAGAAAAUCCCGCAGCAGUUUGACGAGGUUUCGCUUUUCAGUCUUACGACUCGCAAGACCAAAACGACAGGAAUACUGGCAAAGCAUACUUUCAAAGUCAAUCUGGUUAAGCUCCCCUCUCCAAUGCAGAAGGAUUACGCAGAGGUUGAUGACGACGAGAGCGUUAGUUCACAGAGUGCAAUCUUCGAUUUGGUGGCGAAACGCUUGCAAGAGACGAGUGAAAUCGAGAUAUCUGGCGAAGCUCUUCGAGAUCUGUUUUCAGAGAGUGCCUUCGAUUUGGUGGCACAACGUUUGAAAGAGACCUUUGAAAUCGAGAUAACUGGCGAAGCUCUUCGAGAUCUGGUUUCCGAGAUUCAGCAUCAUGUGUCUGGCAUCGGGUAUUUGAGCGAUUUCUCGCAUGAAGGACCUGAGGAUGGGGCAGUACCUGAUGUCAAGGAUCUCAUCCAGGAGUUGGGCAAAGCCAACAUCGAUAUUGGAGAUAAGCACAAGUUCGAAGCGUACUGGGCGAGUGCAGUUGAUGCCUUUGAGGAAAUGGUCGUGACCAAGUAUUUGCGGGCGGAGGCAAAGACCUUGCAGCCAGGCGACGAGAUUCCUCUCUAA
Molecule: messenger RNA, 1257 nt
Organism: Symbiodinium sp. CCMP2592
Lineage: Eukaryota; Dinophyceae; Suessiales; Symbiodiniaceae
Source: the annotation of a GenBank genome assembly